GGGAUGUCAGGUUUGAAAAGGUCAGCACUGAAUGGAGAAUUGUCCAGGUUUGAGGAUGAGUGAUAUGGAUCUUCGUCUCCCACAGCUGAACAACUUCAUCCCAGAUCACUUGGUGAGAGACGGUGAAACCAAAGACACCCUUGUUUUCUGCUGUGAUCUCAAACAUUCUGACAUAAUGAAAAUCUCACCAGUUACUCUGUUCUUGGUUGUGCUGAGUACUGAGCUGAUAGGAGUCCUUAGCUCAAGCUUAAAACCACAGCGGUUUAAAGGACGUGUCCAGCGUGACCGAAGGAAUAUCAGACCCAACAUCAUUCUUAUUAUCACAGAUGAUCAGGACGUGGAGCUUGGUUCACUGCAGGUGAUGAAUAAAACCAGAAGGCUCAUGGAGCAAGGGGGUGCUCAUUUCACCAAUGCCUUUGUGACAACUCCAAUGUGCUGUCCUUCCCGCUCUUCAAUGCUAACAGGAAAAUAUGUCCACAACCACAAUACUUAUACAAACAAUGAGAAUUGCUCCUCACCUUCCUGGCAGGCAAUGCAUGAACCACGGACAUUUGCGGUCUACCUGAACAACACAGGCUACAGGACAGCUUUCUUUGGGAAAUACCUCAAUGAAUAUAAUGGCAGCUACAUCCCACCAGGAUGGCGAGAGUGGGUUGGACUUAUAAAGAAUUCUCGUUUUUAUAAUUACACCCUUAGUCGGAAUGGCUUUAAGGAGAAGCAUGGAUUUGAUUAUUCCAAGGAUUACUUCACAGACGUGAUCACCAAUGAUAGUAUCAAUUACUUUCGCAUAUCCAAGAAGAUAUAUCCGCACAGGCCAGUGCUCAUGGUCAUCAGCCACGCUGCACCUCAUGGCCCAGAGGAUUCAGCCCCGCAGUUUUCAGAGCUCUUCCCCAAUGCUUCACAGCAUAUUACACCUAGCUACAACUAUGCUCCAAAUAUGGACAAGCAUUGGAUCAUGCAAUUCACAGGGGCAAUGAGGCCCAUCCAUAUGGAGUUCACCAACAUUCUUCAGAGAAAGCGACUGCAGACACUUAUGUCAGUGGAUGACUCUGUAAACAAGAUAUUCCAGAUGCUUGCAGAGACUGGGGAACUGGAGAACACCUACGUCAUCUACACUGCAGAUCACGGUUACCACAUUGGCCAAUUUGGACUGGUAAAGGGAAAAUCAAUGCCAUAUGACUUUGAUAUCCGGGUUCCUUUCUUUGUUCGUGGACCAAAUGUGGAACCAGGGUCAAUCAUUCCUCAGCUAGUUCUGAAUAUUGACCUUGCUCCCACCAUCCUGGAUAUCGCCGGCCUCGAUAUUCCAGCAGAUAUGGAUGGCAAAUCUAUCCUGAAAUUACUGGAGCCUGAAAAACCAGGAAAUAGAUUCCGUUCAAAUAAAAGGGCCAGAAUCUGGCGUGACACAUUCCUCAUUGAGAGAGGCAAAUUGCUUCGUAAGAAGGAAGAUGGAACUGGUGAUGCCCAACAAACGAAUUAUCUACCUAAAUAUGAAAGGGUAAAAGAAGUCUGUCAACAGGCAAAGUACCAAACAGCCUGUGAACAACCUGGACAGAAAUGGCAAUGCGUUGAAGAUUCUGCAGGAAGACUCCGACUCCACAAAUGCAAAGGCACGACCAAAGUGCAUGCUGGCAGCAAGAAAAGUAGAAGUCUGCGUGGUCAGACCUAUGGCAAUAAUGACUGUGAUUGCUCAGGCAGUAGCUACAGGAUGCGUCAAUCGGAAAGAAGGAACCAGAGACAAUUCCUCAGCAUCCACACUACUCACAAAUUUAAGCAUCGCCUCCUCCGCACUCGACCAAUCCGCUCUGUUUCAGUCGAAUUGGAAGGUGAGAUUUAUGACAUUGACCUGGAAAUCGAAGAACUUCAGUCGCUGGUGCCAAAAAAUAUUAGCACGGGCUAUUAUCGAGAGGAGAGAACAGUUGGCGAGGGAGAGGAGGACAAUGAAAUGAUUGCUGAAGACAGUAGUAAGGCCGAUGAAUCAGUGUUAGAUUCAGUCAAAGUCACACACAAGUGUUACAUUCUUGCCAAUGAAACAGUGCAUUGUGAGAAAGAGCUGUAUCAGUCAGCUAGAGCAUGGAAGGACCACAAGAGUUACAUAGACAAAGAGAUUGAAGCUCUUCAAGAUAAAAUAAAGAAUCUGAGGGAAGUGAGAGGUCACUUGAAAAGAAAAAAGCCAGAGGAAUGUGACUGCAACAGGAGAAGUUAUUUUGGGAGAGAUAAAGGAAUGAGAAAUCAAGGGAAACUGAAGAACAAGAACAGCCAUCUCCAUCCAUUCAGGGAAGUGGCACAGGAGGUGGACAGCAAGCUCCAGCUGUUCAAGGAAAAUCGGAGAAAGAAGAAAGACCGUAAAAUAAAGAAGCGGCUGAGGAAGGGGGAUAGUUGCAGCCUGCCUGGGCUCACCUGCUUCACACACAAUAAUGAGCACUGGCAGACACCACCAUACUGGAACUUAGGCUCCUUCUGCGCAUGUACAAGCUCUAACAAUAACACGUAUUGGUGUUUGCGAACCAUCAAUGAGACUCACAACAUCCUCUUCUGUGAAUUUGCCACUGGCUUCCUUGAGUAUUUUGACAUGAACAGUGAUCCAUAUCAACUGACAAAUACAGUACACAUGGUUGAACGGGAAACACUUAAUCAGUUGCACAUACAGUUAAUGGAACUAAGAAGUUGCCAAGGACACAAGCAAUGCACUCCACGGACUAAGGGUGCAGAAACAGAGGACAGCUAUGGGAUGGAUGGGAAGGUUAAUCCACUUAAACUGCCAAACUUCACAGAAAAUAUCAACUGGGGAGGACUUGAAAAUUUGUACAGUGUGGAUGAAAGCUUGUUUGAACACAGGCAUAAUUAUAGCCUUAGCCUUGGUGACUGGACUAAUUACUGGAAGGAUGUAGAUAGAAUGUUUGCACUGCUUAAGACUUUUUCUGGACACAUUAAAACUUCUGAGGCCAUUGCGCUAAAUAAGGGCGGGACUCUUGCUUUGAGCAUUGACACCACAGCACUGGACAUGGCACCAACUCCACUGCCUAUUUUUGGAAAUGUGUUCUCUACUGAGCCCGAGGAUGAAUCUAGUGGCAUGACUGUAUGGGAGGCAACAGAAGCACAACCUGCUGUACUUGCUGAUUCUGAAGGAACAACCAUGAGUGCAGCCAUUACAAGUGGUGAGAGUCCAAAGGAGGAAGUGAUAAACUACAAUCAUAUACCCGAUAAGCAUUUCUCUAAUACUGAAUGGUGGCGACAUAAUCGGACAAAAGAGUUGAUCAAAGAAUGGGUGGAGCUGGAAUAUGAUGAAGGCGCCAGUGGAAAUGGUCUGAUGGAGAUUGAGACCAGAAACAGCUUCUUUCUUCAGCAGAGUUCCAUGUUUCCGUCACCCAGCAUCCAGAAUGAAGUGGAGGAGAAAGAGGACAUCUUUGAAGGGCAAACAUAUCUUCCUGCUGGUUCUGUGGGUCACCUUUAUACUAAAGCCUUCACAGUUCCCCGAGAAACCAGGGUCAGUGGCAAAGAGAAAUUGGCAAAUGUUCAGCUUCAGGAAGAGCCCCAGAGCAGUGGAGAGGGAACACAAGAAAGCUUCAAUACAGAAGGCAGUGCCUUGCCCCCUCCAUCCUUUCAUCAACUCACAGCCCACUAAUUAUUUAUUUGGAGAACAACUACAAUCUUUCAUACUAAAAGCUUUAUUUUUAACAACUUUCAUUGUGAGGUUAAAGCAAAGCACAUUCCAUUCCGAUUGGAGAUAUAUUUCAUAACAGGCUGACGAUGGUCGGAAUUUCACACACACUUUUACUUUAUUAACAUUAUCUGGAAUGAGGGAACAAAAAGCUGAUGUUCCUCUAAUAACUGUAAUUUUGCAGUCAACUAUAUAAAUAUGUAUUUAAAUAUUCAGUGUUAUGUGUCUGGAAUAGACAUGUCCUUAAGUCCUGUGAAAAAUUCUUGAAGCCUCCUAUUGGCUGUUCAAUAUGUAGCUGCUUUAGCCUGUCCAUUAUCAGUGUCAAGAUCCAUGACCAGUCCAUUCCAAAAAGCUCUCAUCAUACACUCUUCACAUGACAAGUGUUGAGUACAGCAGUGUUUCCUCUCAUAAAAUAUAAUGCACUUUCAAAGUUCUUCACAAAACAUUUGCAAAUGUGGAUGUAUUAACAGUGCAGAGCAUUGGUUCAGUGAGUUUUUCCAGCUGAUGAUUUCAGCUGUAAUGUGUAAAGGAAAUCUUACUCUGUGUUCUUCAUGCUGUAACUGGCUCUCACUUAUCAGUUGUUUCACUUCUAAAAUUAUUUAGCAUUGUCUUAUUUUUGUCUUAGUAUCUUUUUUACCUUGGCGCAUUUUGAAGUUCUUCUUUAAUGAAGGAACAAGAUAAAGCCAAUGUAUUGUAUUUUGUUUCAAUUUAUUACUUUUUCCUAUUAGUUCCCUCGUGAUCUUAAAGGGGUAUGAUCUUUGUGAAAAUUUUGUGCUAAUUUGUCUUUUUUAGAGGAACAUAGGAGGAGCAGCUGUCACUUUUACCCUGACAGCAUUGAGUGCAAGGGUCAUAAUGAUGCACUUUUAAUGAGAUAUACAUCACUAUGUGACACAUGCAUUACUAGAAAGUUUUCAAGCAAUUUUCAUGAAUAUGGUGCUCCUUUAAGAUUGAAAAGUAGGCAAAACUGCUUACAAUAUACUUGAUGUGUAACUGUUUUGAUAAAUCUGUUUAUAGUUUGAAAGGCUCGUUUAGCACGACCCUUAGAUUCAGUUGCAUGAAGUUUAUAUAAUCUGUGUAGGUUUAUACAGUGGUCACAGAUGUUUUAAUUUUUUUUAUUAUAUGGUGGUAACACCAUACAUUACAAAGCCAAUGUAAUCAAUGUGCAUAGGUUGGAGACGUCAGACUAGUGCAAUUCAUGCCAUGUUCUUCAAAGGAUAAAAUUUGUAGCAGUGUUUUAUUUUUGUCUGUAAUAUACACUGGCCAUACUAUUUACUGAUAAUUACCUGUUGCUUGUUUCUGGAUAAACAUGCAGUGA
Molecule: messenger RNA, 4973 nt
Organism: Pristis pectinata (smalltooth sawfish)
Lineage: Eukaryota; Metazoa; Chordata; Chondrichthyes; Rhinopristiformes; Pristidae
Gene: sulf1
Product: sulfatase 1
Exons: 19
Coding region: 32-3622 (1196 amino acids)
Cellular component (GO): plasma membrane; Golgi apparatus; endoplasmic reticulum
Molecular function (GO): calcium ion binding; glycosaminoglycan binding; N-acetylglucosamine-6-sulfatase activity
Source: RefSeq, a predicted model, not a curated record